AUGGGUUUGAUGCGUUCACGGUCUCCGUUGUUGUGGUGCCUUCUUCUUGUGGCGGCUCAGGUGACUGGAGCCACGAAGAGGUUCCGGACGACAGUGACAGAAGAUGAGCAGGUCCAGGGAUUCUUCGGUAGCUGGGGAUCAACAAAAGCCUCCGGUCCAGAACCAGCCUCCGGACCAGAACCGGGGGACCUCGCCGCUGCGUUCACGGUCCCCACCCUGGCUGGAGAGUUGUCGUACCAGCCCGGAGCUGUGCCCGGGUCCCUGCUCAUACACGCCUUCACCAACAAGUCUGGCUUCUUGGAGUGUCUGUGGAGCUCGGAGUCGUCCCUGUCCAGCCUGGUUCGGGACCUGCCCGCUAGCACACAGGUGCUGUUCCUGUCCCUGGACGACUCUGCCGUCAGCGAUGCUCUGUGGAUGAGGGAGCAGCUGCAACGGGCCGCAGUGCACAGUAAGAAAGAGGUUCUGUCCAGGCUGCACUUCUCUCCUGUCCCAGUCUUUGCUCUGGGAAACUGGAUCCCCAACGUGCUCUGCUACUGGGGCUGCUUUGGAUUUAACUGUGGCUUCUCACAGGCAGUUUUUACCUCAAAGGAGUGGAAGAUGCCUGUGAUCAUCAAACGGCUUGAUGCUCGAUACGAUUGGCUCACGGGGCGCUGGGGUCAGAGGUCAUAUCAGCUGAUUGAUGCAGGAGAUGGGUGUCAUCCUACCCCCAUAGUGGCAGGUGCUGUAGCUUGGGUGUCAGAGGGCAACUGCUCUUUCUUCACCAAGGUGCAGAGCAUGGCCAAAUCCAACGCCUCCGGUGUCCUUGUCUACGCCCUCCCUGGAAACCCAAUCCAGGACAUGAACUGUGUUGAGGAUGAGUGUUACGUACAGCUGGGCAUCCCCGCUGCCAUGGUGCACCUGGAGCUAGCGGUAGAGCAGGCGUUCCGGUUGGGACAGAAGGUGAACGUGUCCUUCCAGACGACUCCGUCGCCGAGCUUCUUCAUCGGCAUUAACCAGCAGGGAGCCCUGUCUGAGAUGGGCUCCUUCCUGUAUCCCACGUUUAGCUUCAUCAACUGGCAGGCACAGUGGUUUGAUUUCUACGCAGCUCUGCAGCUCAAGCUUCAGAAUCCUGCACAGGUUGUUCCUGUCUUUGACAAAGUCCAAAUGCAGGGCGACAAAGGAGCAGUGGCCACAGUCGUUCUGCCGUUAGGCUUGUCCCACUUCGACACACUGGAGCUGGAUGCGUCUCUGUCGUGUCCCGGCCGCAGGGACUCGUCCUGUGCUCCGUGGGAUCACACGGUGCAGCUGUUCGUCUGCUGCAACCACCUCAGUCCAUACUGUAACAUUGAACUGGGCCGAUGGAUCACGACCUUCCACAGAGGUACCGGGCGCUGGCUCACAGACGUGUCUCCACUCAUCCCCCUGCUGGACAGCAACAAAUGCAACUUCACCAUGAAGACGGCGCCUUGGGCGAAGCCGUGGGUCGUCUCCCUCAAUCUGAGAUUUAGCGUCAGCAACCAGACAGGUCAUCGUCUAGAGACGCUCCGUCCCUUCAGAGCGGUGCCACUGUACAGCGGCGGCACCUUCGACAAAAACUACAACAAGCGCUACCAGCCGAUCAAAUUCUCCGUCCCCUCGUCGUCGACUAAAAAGGUGGAGCUGUUCGCUGUCAUCACGGGACACGGCAGUGACGAGAACGGCUGCGGAGAGUUUUGCGUCACCUCCCACCACUUCCUGAUUAAUGCUGCGUUCAACAACACUCUUUCUUUUGACUCUGCAGGAACGGCUCUGGGCUGCACUCAGCGGGUGAAAGACGGAGCGGUGCCGAACGAGCACGGCACGUGGCUGUACGGCCGAGGAGGCUGGUGCGACGGGCUGCAGGUGGACCCCUGGAGAAUCGAUAUCACCAAGCAGCUGGACCUGAGUGGCCUGAACACUGUCAUCUACUUUGGUUUGUUCGAUGGGAAGGAUCCUGACCCGUCUCAGCAGCCGGGAUACAUCAUCAUGCAGUCUUUUCUCAUUUUCUACAAAUGAUGCCACUCUGAAGAGUAUAAUUGUUUGAAUAAUGAUUUCAUUGAAUGCAACCGAAUCAAUAUAAGGAUUAAAUUUUUAUUUUCUUACUGCUUC
Molecule: messenger RNA, 2106 nt
Organism: Betta splendens (Siamese fighting fish)
Lineage: Eukaryota; Metazoa; Chordata; Actinopteri; Anabantiformes; Osphronemidae
Gene: ngly2
Exons: 12
Coding region: 1-2013 (670 amino acids)
Molecular function (GO): oxidoreductase activity, acting on paired donors, with incorporation or reduction of molecular oxygen, reduced ascorbate as one donor, and incorporation of one atom of oxygen
Source: RefSeq, a predicted model, not a curated record